Selaginella moellendorffii is the source of this 1254-nucleotide messenger RNA. RefSeq lists its product as uncharacterized. NCBI's taxonomy places the organism in Eukaryota, Viridiplantae, Streptophyta, Lycopodiopsida, Selaginellales, Selaginellaceae. Bases 9 to 1169 code for a protein of 386 amino acids. The transcript is spliced from 4 exons. The record is from RefSeq and is a predicted model, not a curated record.
GCCCUAAGAUGGCUACUCUCCAUCGAAUCGAGCAGCAGCGAUGGCCUCUCGGCCUCCCAAUGCGAUCUCCGCGCUCCUCCUCCUCCUCCUCCUCCUCCGCCAGGAUCUCCUCACUGCGCGUCUCGCGCUACUGCUGCAUUGUGGCGACAGCGGCGGAAUCCACAGCGGCGGAAGCUGCUCCGCCAAAGAGGGGCCCUAGGGAGACGAGGGACGUGAGCAAGGGCCCGAGCGGUGGAGCGAGCGCGGGGGACAUUGGCAGGGGAAUGGGUGCUGAAUUCGACACCGUGGUCACGAACUCGGUAGGGAGCGCCUCUUUCAAGAUCGCCAAGGUUCCCACCAUGGAGGAGCGGGAUUUCCGUGCUGCUGCUGUGAUCGAGGUCGCGGAUGUUGCUCAAGGUGUUCGAUGCAUCACUGUCGACGCCGAGUGCUCCAGAGAGUUUAUUCCCCGGGAGCAAGCAUACACAAAGUCUGGACAAAUGGCCCAAGUUCGCUUCCUUGGCCAAGAGAGCUCCAUCAAGGUCCCAGUGUCGAGCUCUCCCUUCUCCUGGGAAGUAAACCAUGCCGUCACCAUGAAGGCCAGAGCCGACGUUCCUUCGGGCACGCAAAAGCUUCCGCAAUUCUUCCUCUCCGUCAAGAGUCCCCUCCAGCUUCACGUCACCGAGUCGGAAGCACCGGAGUUUUAUGGAUUGAAACAAGGAGAUGAGAUCGAGCUGGGGCCACUCGACUCCAGCGGGAUGGACUUGCGGCCAGUGCUUUUCAUCACCCAGUAUCCAACGCUGUUGAUAUUCGCGCAGGGGAAAGGCAUAGCCGCGGCCAAGGCAUUGAUCGAGACGAAAGAUGCCGAUGUGAGUAGCCUCAACUUACGGCUGCGGCGGGACGUCCGGCUCUUCUACGUAGCUCCAAGGCCAGAACUACUAGCGUACAAGGAAAAGUUCGCAGAGUGGGAGAAGAAGAAGGUGAAAGUUUGCACUUCGGUUGAGGCUGCCAACGAUCAAUGGGACGGCCAAGUUGGAUCGUUCCAGGAACUAUGGGACGAGGAUGAUCUAGAGUAUGAUCCGAGGAGCACAGCAGUGGUGGUAUGCGCCGAGGCCGGGGCUGAGCAGGAGCUGGACGAACUCUUGGAGAAUGCCGACAUUGUAAAGGAGCAGACUGUCAAAUGGAUCAUCUAAACCCAAAACCCUGAAACUCCAAAAACCUUCUCGCUGAGCAAAGCGGAGUUUACUCCUCGUCCGGCUGCCAGGGCCAGCAGCUUCU